UACACAAUCGUUUCUGGAUUGGGCGCUGGUGCUUUUGGAAAGGUUUUUUGCGCUACCAAAAAUGGAAAUAAGUAUGCCAUCAAAAAGGUUGCUAUUGGACAACCCGAGAACUUCGAUAAGAUCAUGAAAGAGGUUAAUACUCACAAAAAACUGUCGCACGAUAAUGUCAUAAAGUACUACGACGACUUCAACUUUUAUAAUGCUGUUUGGAUAGUGAUGGAAUAUUGUAAUGGAGGUGAUUUAAAUUUAUUUAUGUUAAAUUCUUCUUCUAGUUAUGGUAUUCUUUUCAACUUUAUCCAACAAAUAUGUCGUGGUGUGGAUUAUCUACACUCUCAACAAGUUAUUCAUCGCGAUAUCAAACCAGAUAACAUAAUGAUUUGCAAUGGACCAUGUGGAUGGACUUUGAAACUUGCUGAUUUCGGACUGGCCAGAGUGUGGGGAAAUUUCAGCAACCAAUCACCAUUUUAUGGGUUUAAUUAUGAUCCAAGAAGACCAUUUUACUAUUCAGCACCAGAAUUAGCGAAUGGUAACGUCACUUUUAAGAGCGAUAUAUUUAGCCUAGGUUGUGUUAUUCUUGCAAUAUUCUCAAGAACAUGUGUAUCAUGGAUUGGUGGUAAAAAGCUAUUAGCUCCAUACAUCACAAUCCAAAAUGCUUUUGGGGUUCAAGUCAUACAGAUAGCACAUGCAACUGAAAGCCAUAUAUAUAUAUGUAUGUAA
Lottia gigantea (owl limpet) is the source of this 717-nucleotide messenger RNA. RefSeq lists its product as hypothetical. The transcript has a single exon. Gene Ontology annotation, molecular function: protein kinase activity; ATP binding. Gene Ontology annotation, biological process: protein phosphorylation. NCBI's taxonomy places the organism in Eukaryota, Metazoa, Mollusca, Gastropoda, Lottiidae. The record is from RefSeq and is a predicted model, not a curated record. The annotation marks the transcript as partial.